AUGAAUCAAAGUUAAGUUAAUGAAGAAAACUCACCUAAUAAUAUAUAUGAACAUGCUUCAUAAAAUAUUUCUUAAUACUUGUAACGCGAUUAUUAUGAGAAAUUCAAGCUUGGUUAAAAUCUUUAUGAUUAAUCAAUUACUUUAUCAAGAUUAUCUUUGGGAGAAAAAACAAGCGAAGAUUAUAAUAAUAAUACAUAGAUAGGAUUAAUAUAAAUUUAGGAACGUUUAUCUGAUGAGAUUUGUAAAAAUUAAGUAAAUUGUUGACUACAAUUAGCUAGCUAUUAGAGAGUAAAGUAACAUAACUGAAUAAGGAUCUCUAGUCAGCUAUGGACCAUACAAUAAUUCUAUAAAAAUAAAAUGAGAAUUAUAUAUAGAUGUUGUAAUAAGCCAAUACAUAAUUAUAAAAAUAGAUUAGGAAUUAUGAAAUAGAAAAAAAAAUAAAUUAAUAAUUAAUGAAAAAAAAUAGAGAAUUAUAAGAAGUAAAUAAGUAUAAUCUUAAUCUAAUUAGUAAUCAUUAGAAAUAAAUAUAAACUUUACAAAAGAACAAAUAAAUUUAGAACUUUUCUGAUUGCAAAAAUAUAAUAUUAUCUAAAUGUCAUUAAAAAUCGAAUUAAUCAAUAUGUUCUUCAAAUAGAAAUAAAUAAAAAGUUAAUUAAAUUAAUACAGAAGAAUCUACAGUUAAGGAUUCUUCUUUAAGUGAAUUAAAAUCUAAUGAUAAUCAUAGAUUUGCUGAAUCUGCUCAGCAAUUUUACAAAACCUCAAAUUUAUGGUCUCCUAUAAAAUAUUCUUCUCCUAAAGCUCAAAAUUUCAAUCUAGAAAAAAAAAUUGAGUCUACUUUAUCAUAAAUAAGAGCAAUCAAAAUGUAAAUUCAACAAUUAAAUUAAAAAUGA
Messenger RNA from Paramecium pentaurelia, 890 nucleotides. Lineage: Eukaryota; Ciliophora; Oligohymenophorea; Peniculida; Parameciidae. The record is from the annotation of a GenBank genome assembly.